GGAGUGUCGCCGGCAACGACAGCUUGGUAGCACUGUAUAGUGAACACGAGCUACAGUUGCAAUCACUAGUGGCAUGUAGUACGACCACAAUAUUUGCCAAAAAUAUGUUUUUGAGUGAAGUGUAUAUUGUACAAUGACUUUACAAAGUGAGGAAAACCUACCUUAAAGUUUUGUUGUUGAGUGAUCAAACAUUUGUAAAAAUGGUGAACGGUAAUUACGUGCUGUACGGCGACCGACCGUCCUCAGAGUCGGAAAUAGUCGAUGACCAUGUCCAUUCACGAUCAAAUGAUCGUAAAAAUAAACGAAAAAUGAAUAGAACAGCGAACGAACUUCAACAUACAUUGAACUUAGCGCAGCUAGACAACGAGACCGACUCUGUGAAAUAUGAAAAGAAAAUAAAAGAGCCGCGGUUACUGCGCUAUGUACCAACCACGGAAGUGGAAGAGAAUUUCGUCACCGAAAAAUUCGAGACAUAUGAUUUGAAACCGACAGAGGAGCGUCCGAGACGGUACGCAUUUACCAAAAAACCAAAGAAUCCGUCGGACGGGUCGGUCAACUACGCUUACUCACGCUCGAGCAGUAGCUGCAGUUCGCCGAAUGGUAACCUACCGACCAUUUCGGAGCACGGAGAGCAGUACGGCACAUAUCGGGUGCGCGCUAUGCCCAGCCCCACCGUCAACGACCUCAUCGCUGGCUACGACACCAAGUUGGACAAGUACUUCUCCAAACCCAGAGAUGUGAAACCCUUCUCUUCCAAGGUAGGGUACAACGGUUCCCACCCGGACAGCUUGUAUCGUGUGGCCACGGACGGCAACACUGGCGCCAGCAAAGUGACGCGGGUGCUGCGGGUACUAAGAUGGCCAGUCGCACUAAUCGCCGUGUGCAUCGCCCUCGCUAUCUUCGUAUACUUCCUUAUGCCUGACAACUUGGAGACGGCUGGGGGUCAGAACGGGACGUACUGGGAGCCUGUCGUGGCCGGACACAGGCCUCGUCACCCAGUCUCGGAUCUACAAAGGGAACAUCACAAAAAGAAACCAGUGAAUGAAGAACGCGGUUCGAAACCGUCGGAAAUAGAUUUCUACGAUGCCGAAAACAAUAAAAACACUGAAAUAAGUACAGUUCAAACGAAUACAAAUACUAUAAGAAAACUGCCCAUAUUUCCCGUAUUCCCGACCCAUAUCACACCUGAAGUUCAAUACGGCAACGAAAAAGCCGAUUCCAACAAUUUAAGAACACCAAAACAGUUUGAAGAAUUCGACGAUAAUGACGAUGCCACUGACUCUACGUCGAAGCCACAUAUCACUCAAAAGCCUGAAAAACCUAUAGAAGUUUAUUUCAACGAAGCGUUAAGCCCGACUACAGAGGUCAUAAAUAGAGCUGAAACUAUAAAUGAUUUCACCACUCAUGAGCACAAACAAGUGACCAAUAAGUUUGUGGAGCCUCCCGCGUCUGUGAAACUGCAUCAGUCUACCCACAAGGAACACAAGGAACACACUCAGCCAAUCCUGUACACCCGCGAACGCGACAGAGACCAGCGUGUGCCGCUCGAAGUAGAAGAGUAUUACAGUCGCCGCCCAAAUACUGACGACGUCAACUUCACCUCAGGUCAUUCAAAGCUAUUUGGUAUAUCUAUAGAGGAUGCAGAAAAAAUGAAAUCGACAACACAAAGCUCUUUAUACAACACCAGAGUGUCCCCCACGCUCCCGACGUGGCGUGACGGAGAUGACACAACCACUAAAAAAUACCCGUCCAAUGUCUACUCAGAGGUUCAGUGUCGGUCGACUCGUUUGGCUCUGUGUCGAGGCAUCCUACCGUACGACCUAGCAGGAGCGCCAGCGAAGAUUGGAGAUAUGGAAAUCACAUCUCUCCUGCCCCAAAUCGACUACUUGGUGUCUACUAAUUGCAGUGACCGUAUCAAGCACUUCAUGUGUGCCCUACUUGAACCUGAAUGCAACGCCCCACCUUAUCCUCUGAAAAUGCCGUGCUACAGUCUUUGCAAAGCAAUCUUUGACUCGUGUGACGGUCAAAUCCCCGCUGAGUUAACUCCGGCUUUCAACUGCAAGCAGUACGCGCGCACUAACUGCGUGGAUGCCAAGGCCCCGUGCUACCCUCGUGAAUUCGGCUGCGGCGACGGGUCCUGUGUUCCAAGAGAUUGGAUCUGUGAUGGUACCAAGGAUUGUUCCGCCGGAGAAGAUGAAGCUACAUGCGUUCAGUGCGAACAAGCCGAAUAUCGCUGUAGGUCAGGUGGGUGCAUCCUUAAACGUUGGCUUUGCGAUGGCUACUCGGAUUGUCCUGAUGGCGACGACGAACACAUUGAAACCUGUGGCACGCCGAACCAGCAUACUUUUAUUGCCGACACACUGGAACCUAGUCAAGCGCAACCUGGCUCCGAUAUUCGCGAGCCAGGUGAAGAAUCUGCAGGCUCCGCUCCGGCACCAGCCAUCCGGAGACCAAACAGAGUGCCUAUUGGUCAGAAGGUCUCCGGUCACCGCGGUGAAAUUGAUAGCAGCAAGGAACUUCUUGUCACGAGCGACAGUACCAAUGGUUUGAGAAGAAAUUACACGCGCCGACCCUUACCUCCAAGGUUGUCCCAUUACCAUCAUAGCCAUUUGCGAGGAAGACACCAAGAGACCAACAAAGAAAUUACAACAGAGAUCAACGCAAAGGAAGUUGACAUGAAAAAGUCUGAAGGAGAUAGAACCCCGCAAAAGACCUCAGAGAACGAAUCCAUCGAAGACGUCAACAUGGGAGAUCUAGGAUUUUUCGAUGAAUUUGAAAAGGAGGGCAAAGAACAACCUCGUAGUGGGGUUGACAUAAAAGUAGGGCCCCGCGCGAAACAAAUGAAGUUUGGAGUGCCUCCACCCAACCCGACAGCUCUCAUAGAGGCAACAAAGCCCACUCGUUUGGAUAAAACAGCCAACAAUCUGGAUAGAGUUAUUGAUGGCGCUGGUCUUUUAAGGAAAGCACAAGCUGCACAGGCGGCGGAAGCAGCAACAGAUGAUUCCUCUUUGAACGAGACCUACUCAUAUGCGGAUAAAGACGACACACUUAUAGCGCCUGCUGCACCUAAGCGCUACCAGCCUCCUGCCGCGGGAGCAGCCCAACCAGCUAGUGCAGACGGCAGCGGGAAGACUACGCCAGGCGGCGGUGACUAUAGCAGGGGAGAAUAUUCACGUGCGCACACCUCACCUUGCCCGAGUGGUGAACUGCGCUGCGUGGACGGUCGCUGCAUCACACUAGCACAGCUCUGCGACGGCACCAUAGACUGCUCUGACCACGCCGAUGAAGACAACUGUUACACGUGAUCGUACAGCCGCCCUCUAGCGGUAAGUUAGGUUGUUAGCGAGUGUAUCUCACUCAAGCCAUGACGUUAUUAUCCCAGUGACUGAUCAGAGUCCAGUGACCAAUAUAAGUACUGCCGUUUUGUUUUGAUAUGUAAUUAUUGAUAGACUAAAUAACUUUCAGUUUAAUUGGAAGAUGUUAAAAUUUGAUAUGACCUCAGUACUUAGUCGAAAAAUAUAGGCAACGAAACGUUACCUACGAUGCAAAAUUAACUGCUCGGUUUGAAAAGUCAUUAAUAAAAUGGAUCCUUAAUGGAGCUCACAAGCACUGGAUAAAUACGUCAUUGGUAUGAACCACGUGUAACGCCCUUAAGUUAUGUUUUAAAAUAGUAUACGCUGUGAUAAAGCAAUGCAUGAAUAAAGUGGAACAUACUCACAUUCUGCCGGUGAGGCGGAGUAGUCUCACUUGUGCUACCGUCCAUUUUAGUAGUUAGGUAUUAUUGUAAGUACCUGUAGAACUAGGAUCUAUAUAUUUACACGUAGAAAACAUUAAAUAAGAUCAUUGUGAAUGCUUUGAUUAACAUGUAAGUAAUUGUCUUUUGAAAUUAAACUAAUAAUGAUCUGUAUUAACGUAGGUAUAUCAUUAAUUCGGUAUAUUGUAGUACCUAAUUAUUGUUCUCUCUAUAUCCGUCCGUGAAUGUUUUUAGACAAAUACUAAACGAGUAUUUUCAUAUACUAAGCUUUAUACUGCCAUAAAAAUCAUUCUCAUUUCAUUUCAUUUUAUUGUAAAUAUAGGUACAUACUCUUUCAUUUACUAAUAUAAUGAAAAAUUACAUCUUUCUUUUAAAGUUUACUCGCAUACUUUUUUUGUAAACUUAACACAUUCUAUUAAUUAUUAUUACCUACUUGUAUCGUAGAAUAAAGGGGUACGCAUUUGUAAAUAGUACUAACAAUGAAUUAUUUAUAGUAAUAAGUAUUUAUAUGAAGAAAAACUUAUUGAUUAGGCUUAAAGAGUUAAUGCAUUGUUUUAUUUUAAUGUAAGUUUUGUCAAAUGUUGUUCUAACACUACCUGUGUAGUGGUUCGCUUCUCGCUUAAUGGUAUUGCUUCAAAAAGAACUGUUUUUUUUACAAUUUUUGUAAGUCUAAGACAAAAAUGAAGUUUGUUUUAUGUAAAAGUAAUUAUUUGUAACUAUCUAAUAAAAUAAGUAUUAGAUAAAAAGCCUCAAUGACGAAUUUAUGAUUUUUAUAUUGUGUAGGUGUUAUGUAUUUAGGCAUAGACAAAACAGAAGAAAAUGUAGAUAACUAAAUUUUAAAAAGAUGAAAUUAUAUAAGUAAUAAUAUGUACCCAUCUUUAUUAAUCUCAUUCAUCGAAUUUAAAAGUAAUGUUUUUCUAAGAAGACCUACUUUUAUUUGAAAUUUUAGUAAAGUAUUUUUUUGACCACAAAUCCGAGACUGUUCUCCAGUUCAGAUCAAUGCUGUAUUUACCUAAUAGUUCAAUUCGAUACCUAUUAUAAUGAGUAAUCCGCCCAUAAUAUCUUUAAUUAAUAAGUACUUUUAACGAAUAAAUAUAAGUAGCUAUUAAUAUUGUGUAUUGCUUCGUAUUAUCCAAAGUAAUGUCAUAAUAAAAAUAAUUACUUGCAUAACUCAACGUUAUUGAGAUUCCCUCCAUUUUUAUAAUUAAAUAAGAAGUUAAAGGAACAUAUUAUGUAAACCAAUUUAUAUUAAAGUUAUGUAUUGUUUUUACUGUACUGUUAAUGUAUGAAAAUGGUUAGAAUAUAAGGUUAUCAUUUUUAUGAUAAUAAAUAAUAUGCCAUGUUA
Messenger RNA from Spodoptera frugiperda (fall armyworm), 5099 nucleotides. RefSeq lists its product as uncharacterized. The transcript is spliced from 9 exons. Gene Ontology annotation, molecular function: protein binding. The record is from RefSeq and is a predicted model, not a curated record. Bases 201 to 3305 code for a protein of 1034 amino acids. Gene Ontology annotation, cellular component: plasma membrane. NCBI's taxonomy places the organism in Eukaryota, Metazoa, Arthropoda, Insecta, Lepidoptera, Noctuidae.